Messenger RNA from Lucilia sericata (common green bottle fly), 1238 nucleotides. Its product is annotated as ribonuclease H2 subunit A. Bases 124 to 1149 code for a protein of 341 amino acids. Gene Ontology annotation, biological process: mismatch repair; DNA replication, removal of RNA primer. Lineage: Eukaryota; Metazoa; Arthropoda; Insecta; Diptera; Calliphoridae. Gene Ontology annotation, cellular component: ribonuclease H2 complex. The transcript has a single exon. Gene Ontology annotation, molecular function: RNA-DNA hybrid ribonuclease activity; RNA binding. The record is from RefSeq and is a predicted model, not a curated record.
AAACAAAGAAUGUGAAAAACAGGGUUGUCAAGAAAUUAAUGUAAACAAAACUCGCGCUAAAUAUUCAGUUUUUCAUUUGCAGUUUAUUAUUUUGCACAGAACGAGUUAUUUCAAUUAAACAUAAUGCCAAAAAUUAAGAAUGAACCCUUAAAUGAUACCGCUCAAAGUAACAGUGAUGCUGAAGAAGAAAAAUUUGAUCCGGCUGUGGAUAAAAUCACGUCACUUAAGAAAUUAGGUCCUUUUAUAGCCUCCAAAGAUAAUUCCCGUAAUACAGUUUAUUUCUCCGAUAUACCACAGGUGUGUAAAGAUGAACCCUGCAUGUUGGGUGUGGACGAGGCAGGACGUGGUCCAGUAUUGGGUCCUAUGGUUUAUGGUAUAGCAUUUUGUUCUAUAGCCAGCAAACAGGCACUCAUUGAUUUGGGUUGCGCCGAUUCCAAACAAUUGACCGAAGAGAAAAGAGACAUUAUAUUUGAUGACAUCAAUACUAAGGAGUAUGCUAAUAGCUGUAUCGGCUGGGCAGUGGAAAUCAUUUCGCCUAAUGUUAUUAGCACCAGCAUGUUUCGCAGGUCGAAAUGUUCUCUCAAUGAAGUUUCCAUGAAUUCGGCUAUUGGGCUAAUACAUGCCGCUGUGGACCAGGGUGUUAAUAUAGCCGAAGUAUAUGUGGAUACGGUAGGACCACCGGAAAAAUACCAAGCCAAACUUCAACUUAUAUUUCCACAAUUCAAAAUAACUGUAGCGAAAAAGGCUGAUUCUACUUAUCCUAUUGUUUCAGCGGCUAGUAUUUGCGCCAAAGUUAGUCGUGAUCAUGCUCUUAAAGUAUGGAAAUUCCCUGAAGGCAUAGAAAUAGAAGACAAUAACUUUGGUAGUGGUUAUCCCGGUGAUCCGAUAACAAAACGUUUUCUUUCCGAAAACAUUGAUUUGGUUUUCGGGUUUCCACGUUUAGUGCGUUUUAGUUGGUCUACGGCGGAAAAUGCUUUAGCCGACAAGGCAUAUGAUAUGGAAUUUGAUGAGCCCGAUUCAGAGAAACCUAAAUAUGCUGGCACAAAAUUAACGAAAUUCUUUAAAGGAACAACUAAGACGGGCGAAGUUAAAAGAGAGCCGUGUCGUUUGUUAAAAGAACGUUUUUUGGAUAAUUGUGUAGAUUUUUAAGUUAUAUGUAAAUGGAUUUAGUAAUAAUUAUGUUUGUAUUAAGAUUUCUUUAAUAAAUUCAUGCUUUUUUAAGUUAUUUUAUUUUCAUA